ACACACCCAGCUCCCCUGCGGUGGUGGAUAUGACCUCUCGGCUCUGUGGCGUGGUGGACCUGCAGUGACAGUUGGGAGGAACCGGUUCUUGGUCCAGUCCGAUGAGUAAAAAGAUGAAGUGACUCCACGAGAAUCCAAACUCCGGCGGCUCCGCGGCUUUUGAUGUUUCCAUCGAACAAAACACAAAAACAAAGAUGUCGGUGAAGCUGCGAUUCGACUCUCCCUCGGACGGAGGUGUGGUGCACAGGAGCCGCUCCUUCACCGGCUUCAGCUCUCUGAACACACGGCGGCGUCCGUCCUCUGCACGAAACUCUCUCCGCUCCAAGGCCACGUCGGGGGGGAGGUCUCGGCCGCACCUGUCUCCCAGCAGAGCGGGGGGGGGGAUCUGGUCUCUGCUGCCGGACCAGGUCGACAGGGUCUUCCAGGCGCUGCGCAGAGGACUCAAGGAGUAUCUGGAGGGUCACCAGGCGGAGAUGGACUUCCUGUCGUCCCAGCAGAGAGAGACCAAGAGAAACUCCAGACUGGCGUUUUUCUACGAUCUGGAAAAGGAGCUCCGAGCGCUGGAGAGACACAUCCGUCGACUGGAAUUUCAGAUCAGCAAGGUGGAGGAGCUGUAUGAGACGUACUGUAUCCAGUGGAGAUUGUGUCAGGGAGCCGUCAACAUGAAGAGAGCUUUCUCUCUGUCCCCGUCCACCAGGGCGUCCAGAGACAGUCUGCUGGAGCUGAGCCGCAACCACAGACACAGCCUGCAGGACAUGUCAGUGAUGGAGGGAGAGUUGGAAAUCCUCCUGGGAGAGCUACACAUCAAAAUGAAAGGUCUGAUCGGAUUCGCUCGACUUUGCCCUGGAGACCAGUACGAGGUGGUAGUGCGGUUGGGCCGCCAGCGAUGGAGGAUCCGAGGGAGGAUCGAGUCCGACGACACGCAGUCCUGGGAUGAAGAGGAGAUGGUCUUCCUCCCGCACAUACACCACAACUUCGAGAUCAAGGUGACGGAGGCGAAGGGUUUGGGUUGGCUGCUGGUCGGCAUGGUGACGUGUGCGAGCGCAGACUUCUUCGUGGCGCGGCCGCAGCUGAUGUUGGUCGACAUCACAGAGCUGGGAACCAUCAAACUGCAGCUGGAGGUCACAUGGAAUCCGUUCGACAGCGUGGAGAAGAUGAGGCCUCUGUCCGUCAGCAGACAGUCGGUGUCCAGCAGGAAGAGUUCCGUUUACAGCUGGACGGCUCCGAGUACUCCGUCCUUCACCGAGAAGUACUUCAUUUCGAUGGUGCGUGAGCUGCAGCAUGGAGAAGGUUCCCUCCCGUCCCUCGUGUCCAGGACUCGUCACCACAGAGGAGACGUGUCCCUGCUCAGCUACCUGUCUGACCCGGUCCACAGCCCGACCAGCGCCUACACCCCGAGUCUGACUCGGGCUCACAGUUACAUCUCCAGCCCGAGUCAGGGCCCCAGUCGGGGGGGAAGCCAGACCCAGCUCUCCCUCGGGGAGGAGGAGGGAUCCCUGGAGGACUCCACGGAGGAGAGGGAGGGGAGGAAGAGGAUGGAUGAGAGGGAGGAAGAGGAAGAGGAGGAUGAGGAGGAAUGGGGAGGAGAGAUGGAGACGUCUUCGACACCAGUGGAGAGUAAAACAGGAUCUCUGCAGCGGUCCAGCACUCCUGACAUCCUCAGACAGAACCCGGCUGGAGGAGCAGAGACUCCCAGUGCAGCUCUGAGGCAAAACCCGGUCAGUGAGCAGGCGACCCCAGGUUCUGAGUCCUGCUCCCCCCCGGCCUCACCCGCUCUCCCGAUCCAGCCCCCAGCGGCAGCACCGACGUCGAUUGUGACGACGGCUCCGACGCCGGGGGGGUCGAGUGCGAGCGGGGCCCAGCGCAGGGCCCAGGCCCUCAGGCUGGGCGCCGUGAUCGCUGAGCUGGAGAAAACGUUACAGAACCAGAGUCUGUCGGAGAAAGAGCUGAGAGCGCUGGAGCACCAGAUCCUGCACCUGGCGACCAUCCUGAAGAACGACCUCUCCCUGCUGAGAAGCUCGUCCUCUGAGGAGACGCUGGCCCUCGAGGAAGUCCUGGGCAGCUUUGACUUCCUGUCACAUGACUUCAAUGCAGAUGAUGACACUUCCUGUCGGGGCAGCCUGAGGCUCAAAGACAGCGGCAUCAGCUCCUUCCAGCAGAGCAAGCUGAGGAGGCGCGGCCUCCUCUCCCACCACAGCCAAUCAGCUUCUGAGGAAGAGCUGGUUAUUGCCCCACUGACUUCUGGGAACUGGGGUCUUGACCAAGCUCUGGAGACUCACCUGGAGAUUUGCCUCAUCCUGCUACAGCUGUCGAGAGCGACUGACUUCAGCCUGUCGAGGACGGACCUGCUGGAGGAGGCGUGUCUUCAGGCCGACGUCCUGGACCGAGUCAGCGCUCUGCUGCUGGAGAGGAGCGACCACCUCUCUGCUCGGGACGUCCUGCCUACGGCCCAGAGAAGGAGGGAUGUGUUGUUGUUCUGGGAGGAUUGUGUGAACGACAGCGGCUCUCUGUUCUGCUGCGACUCCAACAGCUUCAUCAGGACGCUGAAGAGACGCUACACGCACAAGGUGAAGGCCAAGCAGCCCGGCCAAUCAGAGAAAGUGUUCUCUCAGCUGCUGCAGCAGGUGCAGGCGUCCUGUCGCACGCUGCCCGGCCCCCGGUCGCUCUGCACCCCCCACAGGGUCACCGUCUUCCAGCUGUCGGUGUACCUGCAGCGCUGGAGCGUCCAGGAGCUGGGGGAGCACAUCUCCCGCCUCUCCAAGGAAGAGUACUUCCUGUCGGCCCUGAGGAGCCCCAAACGGCGGCGAGCUUUAAACAAACUGAAGGGGCGGGGCAUCGCAGAGCUCCUCCCACUGGGGUGCACCCUGCAGACCCUCGCCGCCCUGCAGGUCGACCCCAACCACAAAGUCUGCAAGGCUGCUGCCAGCUGCCUCUGCAGAGCCGCAGGCUGCAAGGCCUUCAGGAGCAAGGCGCUGGUUUACUACACAGAGAGUUUGAAAAGCACUGAGGUUCAAAUCCAACACUGCUCCUGUCUGGCUCUGAAAUGCCUCAGGGCGACAGAGUGUGUGGACCACAUAGCAGAUUUGUGGAGAUCAGCGGAUGAGGAUCUCCGCGGCGCUGCCAGACAGACCGUCCUCUCUUUCGGUAAGAAAGGCUUCUCGGCCUUCCAGAGGAUGGAGCAGCUGUACACGGAGAUGCAGGAGGAGGCUUUUCAGAACCAAGAGACGGAGAUCACGAUUCUAUAGGAAACUGCUUUUAUUUUAAAAACAAAAGAUGAAUCAUGAAGAAUCUCAACGGUCCUGAGUUUCAGGACGAGAGACGAGACGUCGAUGACACUGCACUGAAGGACAAAGCCUCUUAUUUUGAAAAACUUUCAUAAUAAAGGUCACGUGAGCAGAGGAAGAGCUGAUGAUGGACAGAUCGACAGAAAAGUUGCUUUUACUGGGACUUGAUUUCAGUCAAAUAUGAAAAAUUAUGUUCAAAAAUAAAAGAUGUUCUGUUGU
This is a messenger RNA of Limanda limanda (common dab), 3503 nucleotides long. RefSeq names its product RIPOR family member 3 (gene ripor3). The coding region runs from base 195 to 3245 and encodes 1016 amino acids. The transcript is spliced from 26 exons. Lineage: Eukaryota; Metazoa; Chordata; Actinopteri; Pleuronectiformes; Pleuronectidae. The record is from RefSeq and is a predicted model, not a curated record.